CGCGCACGAGACCGGGCGGGCGGCGGAAGCGGGAGAGGCGCUUAGUGGUGGGGGGGAGGGGAGGUGACGAGUGCGCGCGCAGCGGGGGCGCGGGUGGCGUGGGGGGGGCGGCCGAGGCCGGCGGGCGCGCGCGCGAGGCUUACCCUCGCUUGGCGGCGGCAGCGGCGGCUUCUUUGUUUCGUGAGAAGAGGCGAGACGCCCAUUCUGCCCCCGGCCUCGCGCGGAGGGGCGGGGGCGGCGCCAGGAAGGCGACGGCACCGGCGACUCCCGGAGACCACUGUCCACAGCUCCUGUGAAGAUGUCCACUCCAGACCCACCUCUGGGCGGAACACCUCGGCCAGGCCCUUCCCCGGGCCCGGGCCCCUCCCCUGGAGCCAUGUUGGGCCCUAGCCCGGGGCCCUCUCCUGGCUCCGCCCACAGCAUGAUGGGGCCCAGCCCGGGGCCUCCCUCAGCAGGACACCCCAUCCCGACCCAGGGGCCUGGAGGGUACCCUCAGGACAACAUGCACCAGAUGCACAAGCCUAUGGAGUCCAUGCAUGAGAAGGGCAUGUCGGAUGACCCCCGCUACAACCAGAUGAAGGGGAUGGGCAUGCGGUCAGGGGGCCACGCAGGGAUGGGGCCCCCGCCGAGCCCCAUGGACCAACACUCCCAAGGUUACCCCUCGCCCCUGGGCGGCUCUGAGCAUGCCUCCAGCCCGGUUCCAGCCAGCGGCCCAUCCUCAGGCCCACAGAUGUCGUCUGGUCCAGGAGGGGCCCCGCUGGAUGGUGCCGACCCCCAGGCUUUGGGACAACAGAACCGGGGCCCUACCCCAUUUAACCAGAACCAGCUGCACCAGCUCAGAGCCCAGAUCAUGGCCUACAAGAUGCUGGCCCGGGGACAGCCCCUCCCUGACCACCUGCAAAUGGCAGUCCAGGGAAAGCGGCCGAUGCCUGGGAUGCAGCAGCAGAUGCCAACACUACCUCCACCCUCCGUGUCCGCAACAGGACCUGGCCCUGGCCCCGGCCCUGGCCCCGGGCCGGGUCCGGGACCAGCACCUCCAAAUUAUAGCAGGCCUCACGGUAUGGGAGGGCCCAAUAUGCCUCCACCAGGACCCUCAGGCGUGCCCCCUGGGAUGCCUGGCCAGCCCCCCGGAGGGCCUCCCAAGCCCUGGCCUGAAGGACCCAUGGCGAAUGCUGCUGCCCCCACGAGCACACCUCAGAAGCUGAUCCCCCCACAGCCAACGGGUCGCCCCUCUCCUGCACCCCCUGCUGUCCCACCUGCUGCCUCCCCCGUGAUGCCGCCCCAGACACAGUCGCCGGGGCAGCCAGCCCAGCCUGCCCCCAUGGUGCCACUCCACCAGAAGCAGAGCCGGAUCACCCCCAUCCAGAAGCCGCGGGGCCUGGACCCUGUGGAGAUCCUGCAGGAGCGGGAGUACAGGCUGCAGGCUCGCAUCGCACACCGAAUUCAGGAACUUGAAAACCUUCCCGGGUCCCUGGCCGGGGAUUUGCGAACCAAAGCGACCAUUGAGCUCAAGGCCCUCAGGCUCCUGAACUUCCAGAGGCAGCUGCGGCAGGAGGUGGUAGUGUGCAUGCGGAGGGACACAGCCCUCGAGACGGCCCUCAAUGCCAAGGCCUACAAGCGUAGCAAGCGGCAGUCCCUGCGCGAGGCCCGCAUCACCGAGAAGCUGGAGAAGCAGCAAAAGAUUGAGCAGGAGCGAAAGCGCCGGCAGAAGCACCAGGAAUACCUCAACAGCAUUCUUCAGCAUGCCAAGGAUUUCAAAGAAUAUCACAGAUCAGUCACAGGCAAAAUCCAGAAACUCACAAAGGCGGUGGCCACUUACCACGCCAACACAGAGCGGGAACAGAAGAAGGAAAACGAAAGAAUCGAGAAGGAGAGAAUGCGGAGGCUCAUGGCUGAAGACGAGGAAGGGUACCGCAAGCUCAUCGACCAGAAGAAGGACAAGCGCUUGGCCUACCUCUUGCAGCAGACGGAUGAGUAUGUGGCGAACCUCACGGAGCUGGUGCGGCAGCACAAGGCUGCCCAGGUCGCCAAGGAGAAGAAGAAGAAAAAGAAAAAGAAGGUUCGCCCCGAGAAGGCAGAAAACGCGGAAGGACAGACACCUGCGAUCGGACCUGAUGGUGAGCCUCUGGACGAGACCAGUCAGAUGAGUGACCUGCCAGUGAAGGUGAUCCACGUGGAGAGUGGGAAAAUCCUUACGGGUACAGACGCACCCAAAGCAGGGCAGCUGGAAGCCUGGCUGGAAAUGAACCCGGGGUAUGAAGUAGCUCCAAGAUCUGAUAGUGAAGAGAGUGGCUCAGAAGAAGAGGAGGAGGAGGAGGAGGAAGAGCAGCCGCAGCCAGCACAGCCUCCCACUCUGCCGGUAGAAGAGAAGAAGAAGAUUCCAGAUCCAGACAGUGAUGAUGUCUCUGAGGUGGACGCCCGGCACAUCAUUGAGAAUGCCAAGCAAGACGUUGAUGAUGAGUAUGGCGUGUCUCAGGCCCUUGCUCGUGGCCUGCAGUCCUAUUAUGCUGUGGCCCACGCCGUCACCGAGAGGGUAGACAAGCAGUCAGCGCUCAUGGUCAAUGGUGUCCUCAAGCAGUACCAGAUCAAAGGCUUGGAGUGGCUGGUGUCCCUGUACAACAACAACCUGAACGGCAUCCUGGCCGAUGAGAUGGGCCUGGGCAAGACCAUCCAGACCAUCGCGCUCAUCACGUACCUCAUGGAGCACAAGCGGAUCAACGGGCCCUUCCUCAUCAUAGUACCUCUCUCAACGCUGUCCAACUGGGCAUACGAAUUUGACAAAUGGGCCCCCUCCGUGGUGAAGGUGUCAUACAAGGGCUCUCCAGCAGCCAGACGAGCUUUUGUUCCUCAGCUCCGGAGCGGCAAGUUCAACGUUUUGCUGACCACAUACGAGUAUAUCAUUAAAGACAAGCACAUCCUUGCAAAGAUCCGCUGGAAGUACAUGAUCGUGGACGAAGGCCACCGCAUGAAGAACCACCACUGCAAGCUGACGCAGGUCCUCAACACGCACUACGUGGCCCCCCGCCGCCUGCUGCUGACGGGCACACCGCUGCAGAACAAGCUGCCUGAGCUCUGGGCACUGCUCAACUUCCUGCUGCCCACCAUCUUCAAGAGCUGCAGCACCUUUGAACAGUGGUUCAAUGCACCCUUUGCCAUGACUGGGGAAAAGGUGGACCUGAACGAGGAGGAAACCAUUCUCAUCAUCCGUCGUCUCCACAAAGUGCUACGGCCCUUCCUGCUCCGGCGGCUCAAGAAGGAAGUCGAGGCUCAGUUGCCUGAAAAGGUGGAAUACGUCAUCAAGUGCGACAUGUCCGCCCUGCAGCGCGUGCUCUACCGGCACAUGCAGGCCAAGGGGGUGCUGCUGACCGAUGGCUCUGAGAAGGACAAGAAGGGCAAAGGUGGCACCAAGACACUGAUGAACACCAUCAUGCAGCUGAGGAAGAUCUGCAACCACCCGUACAUGUUCCAGCACAUCGAGGAGUCCUUUUCUGAGCACUUGGGCUUUACUGGCGGCAUCGUUCAAGGGCUGGACCUGUACCGAGCCUCGGGGAAGUUUGAGCUGCUCGACAGAAUUCUUCCCAAACUCCGUGCCACCAACCAUAAAGUGCUGCUGUUCUGUCAGAUGACCUCCCUCAUGACGAUCAUGGAAGACUAUUUUGCGUAUCGCGGUUUUAAAUACCUCAGGCUCGAUGGAACCACGAAAGCGGAGGACCGGGGCAUGCUGCUGAAAACCUUCAACGAGCCCGGCUCCGAGUACUUCAUCUUCCUGCUCAGCACCCGGGCUGGGGGGCUCGGUCUGAACCUCCAAUCGGCUGACACUGUGAUCAUAUUCGACAGUGACUGGAACCCCCACCAGGACCUGCAAGCGCAGGACCGUGCCCACCGCAUUGGGCAGCAGAAUGAGGUGCGCGUUCUCCGCCUUUGCACGGUCAACAGCGUGGAGGAGAAGAUUCUGGCUGCAGCCAAGUACAAGCUCAACGUCGACCAGAAGGUGAUCCAGGCCGGCAUGUUCGACCAAAAGUCCUCCAGCCACGAGAGGCGUGCCUUCCUGCAGGCCAUCCUCGAGCAUGAGGAGCAGGAUGAGAGCAGACACUGCAGCACGGGCAGCGGCAGUGCCAGCUUCGCCCACACUGCCCCUCCGCCAGCGGGCGUCAACCCCGACUUGGAGGAGCCACCUCUAAAGGAAGAAGACGAAGUGCCUGACGAUGAGACGGUGAACCAGAUGAUUGCCCGGCAUGAGGAGGAGUUCGACCUGUUCAUGCGCAUGGACCUGGACCGCAGGCGUGAGGAGGCUCGCAACCCCAAGCGGAAGCCGCGCCUGAUGGAGGAGGAUGAGCUCCCCUCGUGGAUCAUCAAGGACGACGCCGAGGUGGAGCGGCUGACCUGUGAGGAGGAGGAGGAGAAGAUGUUCGGCCGCGGCUCCCGUCACCGCAAGGAGGUGGACUACAGCGACUCUCUGACUGAGAAGCAGUGGCUCAAGAAAAACGAAGGGAAAUAUAUCCAGGACAUAGUAAGCAAAAAGAUGAGUCGUGAUGUGGCCAUCGAGGAGGGCACGCUGGAGGAGAUAGAAGAGGAGGUCCGGCAGAAGAAAUCAUCACGGAAGCGCAAGCGAGACAGUGAUGCCGGCCCCUCCACCCCGACCACCAGCACGCGCAGCCGCGACAAGGAUGACGAGAGCAAGAAGCAGAAGAAGCGUGGCCGUCCUCCCGCCGAGAAGCUCUCCCCCAACCCACCCAACCUCACCAAGAAGAUGAAGAAGAUCGUGGAUGCUGUGAUCAAAUACAAGGACAGUAGUGGACGUCAGCUCAGUGAGGUGUUCAUCCAGCUGCCGUCCCGAAAGGAGCUGCCUGAGUACUAUGAGCUCAUCCGAAAGCCUGUGGACUUCAAGAAGAUAAAGGAGCGCAUCCGCAACCACAAGUACCGCAGUCUCAACGACCUGGAGAAGGACGUGAUGCUGCUGUGCCAGAAUGCGCAGACCUUCAACCUGGAGGGGUCUCUGAUCUACGAAGACUCCAUUGUCCUGCAGUCGGUCUUCACCAGUGUGCGGCAGAAAAUCGAGAAGGAGGAUGACAGUGAAGGGGAGGAGAGCGAGGAGGAGGAGGAGGGCGAGGAGGAAGGCUCGGAGUCGGAGUGUGAGUCCCAGGUGGGGGUGGGUGGAGCUGCACUGGAGGGAGAGGACCUGAGGCCCCAUUCCUCCACCAUCUGCACGGCUCCAGGGGGACCCUCCUCUCCCGAGCUCACAUCUUCUUUCUUCUGGUCCCACCCCAGCUCGCUCGGUCAAAGUGAAGAUCAAGCUUGGCCGGAAAGAGAAGGCCCAGGAUCGGCUCAAGGGGGGCCGGCGGCGGCCGAGCCGUGGGUCCAGGGCCAAGCCGGUGGUGAGCGAUGAUGACAGUGAGGAGGAGCAGGAGGAGGUAAGGCCCUCAGGACCCAGGCCAGGCGGGUUACUGGACAUCCAUGCCCAUGCAGGUGCCAGACUCCAUUCUGUGGUCCCGUGAGGGUAGAUGCUCUGGUGCCUCGGCUUCUCACAUGUAAGGAAGCUGAGGCUCAAUACUAAAUGCCAUGUGACUCAAGCCCUGGUCCACGUGACCCUCAAACCAGUGCGCUUAGAGCCAGUGGGCAUCUGGGGUUUAGGCAGGUCAUCCAUCCGGUUCCCGCUGCCCAGAAUGUCUGGGCUGCCAUGCUAAGGCCGACAGGGACAGUCUUUAUCAUGUUGGGGGGACGGGAGGCACUGGGAAUGGCGAUGCCAUCAGACAGGCCCCAGCGCCCUCAGCACAGGGCCCUCCACAGCCAAGGCUGCCAUAGUGUCACCACUGCAUGUGACACAAACCAUGCAGCCCAGGCCUCUGCUUGUGGCUCUGUCCUGGCCUCUACAAGGACUUCUAAACAAUGGUAGUGGGUUAAAACAUACACAAAAAACAAAAAACCCGUAACCCAAAGUCAUAAAAACAGAACGGAGCAGACACUGAACAUGGGCUGUGAGCGGUUCCUCAGUGGGGGACCCCCUGGGCCUGGGCUGUGGUCCCCACACACCAAGAUGAGCUUCGGGAGCGUCAAGCCCACAAUGGACAGUUUCAUGGGUGUGAGCGGCAGGAGCAGACUCACUCACUGGGUUUAACUAAGCUUUGUUUCUAGCUGCAGCCCAGUGCCUGGCCCUUCCGUUCAUGGGACCUGGGCGAUUCACUUCACUUCUGAGCCUGUCUCCACAGCUGUGAAGCAGGGACGACCCAGGGCCUAGCUCCCAGCAAAGCACCAUUUCAUUGUCAUUAUUUUUCUUGUCUAACUGCAGUAGCAGCAAAACCAGGUGCCCCAGGAUAAAUCUGACUGUCAAUGUACAUGGUCUUAUAGGGCCAUUAAUGACAUUGUAAACGUGGAGAGGGGUGGCCCUGUUUCUGGAGAGGCGUGUCUUGGCUGUAAAGCUCCUCAUCUGCCCAGUCAGGAUCCAGCAGGGUGUUCUGUGGCCCUCGCCAGGCUGUUUAAAAUGUUCAGACAGAGGAGUUCCCGUUGUGGCGCAGUGGUUAACGAAUCCGACUAGGAACCAUGAGGUUGCAGGUUCGGUCCCUGCCCUUGCUCAGUGGGUUAACAAUCCGGCGUUGCCGUGAGCUGUGGUGUAGGUUGCAGACGCGGCUCGGAUCCUGCGUUGCUGUGGCUCUGGCGUAGGCCGGUGGCUACAGCUCCGAUUCGACCCCUGGCCUGGGAAUCUCCAUAUGCUGUGGGAGUGGCCCAAAGAAAUAGCAAAAAGA
Molecule: messenger RNA, 6740 nt
Organism: Sus scrofa (pig)
Lineage: Eukaryota; Metazoa; Chordata; Mammalia; Artiodactyla; Suidae
Source: RefSeq, a predicted model, not a curated record